Messenger RNA from Cucurbitaria berberidis CBS 394.84, 1281 nucleotides. RefSeq lists its product as uncharacterized. The transcript has a single exon. The record is from RefSeq and is a predicted model, not a curated record. The coding region runs from base 1 to 1281 and encodes 426 amino acids. NCBI's taxonomy places the organism in Eukaryota, Fungi, Ascomycota, Dothideomycetes, Pleosporales, Cucurbitariaceae.
AUGGCUCCCACAUCAGCUCAGCAACUUCAACAAAACGCCGCAGUCCUCGAGGAUGUCCUGAACAAUAACAUGUCUAGAGUGGAAAUGAGAGCACACGAGAUAUCUCAUUCGGGUAAUCCCGUACUUGAAGCCCGUGUCUUUCAAGUAGCAAGCCGAAUUGCACUCCAAUUUGCGACUCAGCUGCAUUGGUCGAAUUUCCACACCUGGGAGUCUUUCCGUCACAUUAAUACCAGAGAGGAAGCUCUUGAGCAUGCUCCUCACUUCUGGGACUCAAUCCACCCGUUCUCAACCUGUCUCGGAAUGGCAUCAACGGUCACCACUGCUCUCCAAACGGCCCUCUCACAAGAAGCAGAUCUAGCUAAGUAUGCCGAUGACGUCCAGCUGGUCACUGAUUGCACUGUUGAAGCUUUCAAAAUUUCUCGUCGUUUUCAUUGCAUUACAAUGGUCCGUUUCCGACACUACUGCAUCGUGAUCGACCUUGUAGCGCAGCCCACUGCCUUCAAGGUCGGUCUAACAUCGAUCUACACGUGUCAGAAAUUGUUGACCUUUCUUGAAGACCGCACCUUAAGCUUUGAGUAUGCAUAUAUUUCUGGACCGAACAGUGCGCGCAUGCUGGUAUCGUACUCCGGAGCUCUUCCCCGAGCCUCCCCUGACUCCUUUCGCUAUGGCGAGUUAUUUACCGGCAUUGAGGGUGGCAUACAAGGAGGCAUUAUCAACUAUGCCUUUCUGGCGGCCAAAACGAAGCGUACAACACCACUCGGUGACAUGCCCAGUCGUAGAACGCUUCAGACACGCGACAUUUGGGAUUAUGAGCCAACGAACCGCUUCGUGACGUAUACGCCUCUUGAGGAUGGUAAGUUUCUCGUCGACACGAUUGUCCUUCGCAUUGAUAUCAUUGAGCAGCAGCUCGUCCUGCAGCUUCCUUAUAUCGACUGGCUUGCCAAACCAAACAACUUGCACUUCCUUGAACGUAUGAAGCAGUACAGCGGCUUCAAACAAUGUAAGAGAAGCUUGAAGGGUGCGGUUGCGUAUCUCUACUUGCCGUUGGGAACUGGCACUAUGCUCGAUUUAGCUAGGACAGGACUUUCUCAAGAUACUGUAGACGGUGUUCAACUGGUGGACGAUGUGUGCGCAGCACUUGGGCUCCCAGCCGGUGAGGUCUUACGGAUCGUUCAAGUCGUGGCCGACUUCUGGGCGGAAGCUUUGGCUAAUCAUCACGAUAAAUCGAUUUCAAAUGAGGCGUGGGGUAGUGCUAUCAUUAGUGACCGUGUUGACUCUUAA